Molecule: messenger RNA, 3726 nt
Organism: Lotus japonicus
Lineage: Eukaryota; Viridiplantae; Streptophyta; Magnoliopsida; Fabales; Fabaceae
Exons: 18
Coding region: 540-3494 (984 amino acids)
Biological process (GO): glucosylceramide catabolic process; carbohydrate metabolic process
Cellular component (GO): membrane
Molecular function (GO): beta-glucosidase activity; glucosylceramidase activity
Source: RefSeq, a predicted model, not a curated record
GGAAGGGCCAUCAUCAUCAUUUACUUUCCUUAACCAUUCUUCCUUCCUCUGCCAAGCGAUCCGAGUUGGGAACCCAGUAAAACGAGUUGCUGACUCGGCGGUACAGCCGGCGGUUCCUCCUCUCUGCGCACCCAAAUCGAAUAUCUCGUCAUCAUUAUCUCGUAACUGUCACGAUAUAUUCGAUUCCAUUUCCUUCUUAUCACUCUUUUGCUUCAUCUUCAAACUCACUCACACACACACUCUUCGUUUUCCCCAAUCUCUCUCUCUGUUCCAUAAAUUCUGGAAAUCGUGGAUGAUUUUGAUAAGAUCUCGAUAGAGCUAACUGCUACUUUGAUUUUCUGAGAACUCGGUUUUCCUUAAUUUGAAGGUUGCUAUGCUUGGAUUGGAUUGGAUUGACUCGUUCAAUUCAACAUCAAGCUUUGAUUAUUGAUUUGGAUUCGAGUGAUUUUUGCUUUUUUCGGUUUGAUUUUGAUCUCUUCUUCGAGGAGAGUAGUUCUGUUCUGUGUUGUGGUGGAUAUAGAGAUUCUUGAGGAGGCAACAUGGUUAGCGGGAGUAUCUUUCAUUUCAGAAAGAAUUCAUGGCCUGCUGAAGAGUAUAUAAGCAAAUCCACUUUACAGCGUUUUGAUUACGAUAGUGCUGCUCCUCCUGAACAAGCUUGGAGAAGGAAAUUGAACAGCCAUGCCAAUCUUCUUAAAGAAUUUAAAAUCACUUUUAUGGAAGCUAUAAAGAUGGUUCGAUUAGGCAUUCGCAUGUGGUCAUAUGUUAGGGAAGAGGCUUCUCAUGGAAGGAAAGCACCUAUAGAUCCUUUCACUCGAGAAAGUUGCAAGCCGUCUGCAUCGCAAGGAGUUCCACUUGGUGGGAUGGGGAGUGGCAGCAUAUCAAGAGGAUUUAGAGGUGAGUUUAGACAAUGGCAAAUUAUUCCUGGCUUAUGUGAACCGUCACCUGUCAUGGCCAACCAGUUCUCUAUUUUUAUAAAUAGAGAGGGAGGAAACAAAAGUUUUGCAUCAGUUUUGGCUCCUGGACAGCAUGAAGGUUUAGUAGGGUCUAGCAAGAAAGCUGAUGAUCAGGGCAUAUCAUCAUGGGGAUGGAAUCUAAAUGGCCAGCAUUCAACUUACCAUGCUUUGUUUCCAAGAGCUUGGACAAUAUAUGAUGGCGAGCCAGAUCCAGAACUAAAAAUAUCAUGCCGGCAGAUAUCCCCUUUCAUACCACAUAAUUAUAAAGAAAGCAGUCUACCUGCUGCUGUUUUUGUCUAUACGUUGGUAAACACUGGCAAGGAAAGAGCUAAAGUCAGCCUUCUAUUUACUUGGGCGAAUUCCAUCGGUGGAAACUCACACUUGUCAGGAGAUCAUGUGAAUGAACCUUUCAUAGCUGAAGAUGGAGUCUCCGGUGUACUUCUAUAUCACAAAACAGGAAAAUGCAACCCUCCUGUUACUUUUGCCAUAGCUGCAUGCGAGACACAGAAUGUUAGUGUUUCUGUUUUGCCUAGUUUUGGGCUGUCUGAAGGAAGUAGCGUAACAGCAAAAGGAAUGUGGAGUAAAAUGGUGAAGGAUGGGCAUUUUGACCGGGAAAAUUUCUCUUCUGGACCUAGUAUUCCCUCAUCACCUGGAGAGACACUAUGUGCUGCUGUUUCUGCUUCCACUUGGGUAGAACCCCAUGGAAAAUGCACUGUUGCAUUUAGUCUUGCAUGGACAUCUCCAAAAGUGAAGUUUGUAAAAGGAAGUUCUUUCCAAAGGAGAUAUACAAAAUUUUAUGGGACUUCUGAUAGAGCUGCAGUGGACUUGGCCCAUGAUGCAUUGACACAUUACAAACGAUGGGAAGAAGAGAUUGAGAAAUGGCAGGGUCCUGUUCUUAAGGAUGAGACAAUACCUGAGUGGUACAAGUUUACAUUGUUUAAUGAACUCUACUUCCUUGUUGCUGGUGGAACGAUUUGGAUUGACUCGCCAUUGCAAUCUCCGCUUGUGAGGAGUGACCGGGAUCAGGUGAAUGCGUUGCAAAAUGCAGUUGUCAAAGUUACUGAAGCUAAAGUGGACUGCCGAACAAGGGAAGUUGUUGAGUGUACUACAGAUAGUACCUAUGAUUCUACUACUUCUAGAGGGCAUAAUCAUGUAUAUGAAAAUCAUUUUGUAGAUGAGUCUCAUGAAAAUGAAUCUGUGGAUACUCUCAGAAGAGAAAACUCUAUUGGCACUCACAAUACCUCAACAAUGAUGGGCCAACAAUAUGAUGAUAAUGAUGUUGGAAGGUUCUUGUACUUGGAAGGAGUGGAAUAUAUCAUGUGGUGCACAUAUGAUGUGCACUUUUAUGCUUCAUUUGCGCUUCUUGCACUCUUUCCUCGUAUUGAAUUAAAUAUACAGCGUGAGUUUGCUAAAGCUGUCUUGUGCGAGGACGGCAGAAGAGUUAAGUUUCUGGCAGAGGGAAACUGGGGGAUUCGUAAGGUUUAUGGGGCUGUGCCACAUGAUUUGGGUACACAUGAUCCGUGGUUUGAAAUGAAUGCUUACAACAUUCAUGAUACUAGUAAAUGGAAAGACCUGAACCCAAAAUUUGUACUUCAGGUGUAUCGAGAUUUUGCUGCAACAGGUGAUUUGCAAUUUGGAGUUGACGUGUGGCCUGCUGUUCGUGCUGCAAUGGAGUACAUGGAUCAAUUUGAUAGGGACGGCGAUUGCCUUAUUGAGAAUGACGGGUUCCCUGAUCAAACAUACGAUACAUGGACGGUCCACGGUGUGAGUGCUUACUGUGGGUGUCUUUGGCUUGCUGCUCUUCAAGCUGCAGCUGCCAUGGCCCUUGAACUAGGUGACAGAGAUUUUGCGGAAUCAUGCAAGAGGAAGUUUAUGAAGGCGAAGCCAGUUUUUGAAGAAAAACUGUGGAAUGGUUCUUAUUUUAACUAUGACAGUGGAUCAAGUGGUAAUAGUAAAUCCAUUCAAGCAGAUCAAUUGGCUGGGCAAUGGUAUACAGCUUCCUCAGGGCUUCCCUCCCUUUUUGAUGAACCUAAAAUAAAAAGUGCUCUCCGUAAGGUUUAUGAUUUCAAUGUAAUGAAAAUUAAAGGAGGCAGGAUGGGUGCUGUAAAUGGCAUGCAUCCCAAUGGUAAGGUGGAUGAGACCUGUAUGCAGUCUCGCGAAAUAUGGACAGGUGUAACCUAUGGUGUUGCUGCUACUAUGAUACUUUCCGGAAUGGAAGAAGAGGCCUUCAGAACUGCUGAGGGUAUAUUUCUAGCAGGCUGGUCAGAAGAUGGAUACGGAUACUGGUUUCAGACUCCAGAGGCAUUUACAAUUGAUGGGCACUACCGGUCUCUCAUAUAUAUGAGGCCACUGGCAAUUUGGGGCAUGCAAUACGCAUUAACUCUGCCUAAGGCAAUUCUUGAGGCCCCUAAAAUGAACAUCAUGGACAGAAUCCAUAUAUCCCCUCUUAAUGGAGGAUUCUCUCACAAUGAAACAGGUGUGAGAAAGAUUGCAACAAAAGCAAAAUGCUUUAGCAAUUCUGUGUUUAAUUGUGCUUGCUGAUUGGUAACAUGUAAGCACAUAAUUUUUGUAUAGGUAACUUCUUCAAAUUGUUCCCUUACUGAAUCCUCUGCUAGAGCAAUUAACAAUGGUGGUCGAGUCCGGGGGAGUGUGUAUUAGAAAUAAGGAGAGUUCGGUUGUAACUUGUAACUUAUAGCCUUUUAGGUUAAACCAUGAAGUUUACCUUUUUCUGUAAUUGUACAUUCUUAUUUAUGUUCUUGAGAUGUUAUCUAAA